Hydractinia symbiolongicarpus is the source of this 1942-nucleotide messenger RNA. Its product is annotated as signal recognition particle subunit SRP68-like. The coding region runs from base 84 to 1880 and encodes 598 amino acids. Gene Ontology annotation, cellular component: signal recognition particle, endoplasmic reticulum targeting. Gene Ontology annotation, biological process: SRP-dependent cotranslational protein targeting to membrane. Lineage: Eukaryota; Metazoa; Cnidaria; Hydrozoa; Anthoathecata; Hydractiniidae. The transcript has 12 exons. The record is from RefSeq and is a predicted model, not a curated record. Gene Ontology annotation, molecular function: protein binding; 7S RNA binding; signal recognition particle binding.
UUUCCACGAGUUGAAUAAGUGAGACACGUGUAGCAGGAACAAUAUAAAGAUGGUAGAUAAAAUUACGGAGGAACAUAUAAUAUAUGCUUGUAAACAUGGAAGUUGACAACAAUGAUGAGGUCGGCAACAGCGCUGAGAUAUCGAAAGACGAGAAUCAAGGUGAACCAUUAGCCGUUGAAAUUUUGCCUGUUAUCAAAGAAGCUCAACAGCAUCAUGGACUUCGUCAUGGUGACUAUCAAAGAUACAGACAAUACUGCCAGCGAAGAUUAAAACGGAUUCGUAACUCACUUCAUUUCAAGUUGGGUACGAGACAUGGUUUCAAAGGAAAAAAGAUCACAGAAGAGAAUGCAAAUGACUCGAGAUAUCUUGCCAUCUUGCUUAUGGAAGCAGAGCGAUGUUGGAGUGCAGCCAUGGAGUUGAAACUGUAUGCCAACACCGAACCUCGAAAGAAAUUUCAUAUGGUGCGAAAGCUUGCUAAGGCGGCCAAGUAUGCCGACGAGUUGAACAGCUUGUGUGGUAUGGAAAAGGUUGAUGCUAGGACGAAGCUGGAAUCUCAAGCGUAUUCCUACUGGAUGACUGCUAACAUGAAAUUUGAAGUUCAAGACUGGCAAACUGCGAUUGAUUUGUACACACAAGCCAGAUCAAUUUACGAGAAACUUGCUGGAGCCUUCAUGGACGAAGGAAUGAAAGCAAUGUACAUGCAGAGAGUUGACGAAAUCAGUCCCAACAUCCGAUAUUGUGCGUAUAACUUGGGACAAGGAGGCAUGGAUAUCAACGAGUUGAUGAAAAUGAGAUCAAGUGCUGUUGGACAGGACAUGCUUGCUGCUAAAAUUGAUGCAGCAAUUCAGGAAACUCGUGAGAAAUUAGCCUCUUCAUUUGGUGAAGUGACAUGGCGAAACAAAACUGUGCCCAUCAGGAAUGAAAAGGCGCGUGUUUUUAUCCUGCGUUAUGAAGAUAAGGACUCUGAAUUGAAUCGUCAGUCAACGUUUGAAGAAAAGAUGGAAGUUUUUGAUAAUUUGAUGAUGGGUAGUAAGGACGCUUUGCAAGGAAUUAAAGAUGAAAUCUCUGCUGAAAUGUCUUCAAAGAAGAGAAAUGAGAUUAAUGUCAGCCAACUUCAAUUCAUCAAGACAUACCUUUCAUACCUGCGACAGAUGUUGAUGAUAUCACGUAACUUGCUUAUGAUUGACUCCAUGAAGAUGAAGCUGCCUGCGUUAAUUGGGCAAUCGAAACAAGCUGUAAAGGGGAAGACUACCAAACCCGAGGACUUGAUCAGAUUGUAUGAUGGUAUAAUCCAAAGUUUGGUAGAGACAACUCAGACGUUAGAUAUUGAAGAUCGUGAAAGUUUGGAAGAAGAAAUAGAAGCACAAAUAAAGGGUUAUAAAGCCUUUAGGUGUUUUUACAUCGCGCAGUCUUAUCAAAGUUCAAAGAAAUGGAUCGAAGCUGUAGCUUUAUACGAUCGUGUUAUCACUUACGUCAAUACGGCCACUGAGAAGAUCAAAGCUUGUCAUAAUGCUUUACUUAGUGGUUUAGUUGAAAAAUUGGAAAGCAUUGCCAAAGAAGCGAAAGGACACAAGUAUGCGGCUCAUGCAGCUAGCAUCUUAGAAAACUCCGAGGUGGAGAGUGGUGUUCAGAAGAUGUCUUUAACAGAUCAGGUGCUGGUCGACAGAUUAGAAUCUUAUCAAGAAUAUCGCUCUAUACCCAAGAAACCACAUUUAGUUCACUUUCCUCCAGAGCCGGAAGCGCUACCUUGUAAACCAUUAUUCUUUGAUCUCGCUUUGAACCAUAUCGAUCUGCCUGAUUUGGAGUCUCGUUUGGAGAAGAAGAAAGAGGCUGGUGGUAUAAGUGGAUUUGUUAAGGGAUGGUUGUGGGGAAAUAAAUAGAUUUUUAAAAAUUGUAUCACCUAGAAUUUUUUUUGGUAUUAAAAGAUGUGUCAGUAGUGUUA